CUGUUGUUUUUUUCUUCUUCUUCUUCUUCUUCUUUUUUUACCUUUGGGUUUGUGCGAACCCAGGUUCGUCACGGAACCUAGCUCCUGGGUUUGUCUCGAACCCAGGCGCUGGGUUCCAUGACGAACCCCGUGCUCGAACCCGGGAGCUAGGUUCCAUGACGAACCCUGUGCUUGGGUUCGUCUCGAAACCUAGGGGAGGGCUUUGCGACAAACCCGCACCUGGUUCAUCUCAAAACCCAGGCACUGGGUUCGUCUCGGAACCCAAGCGUGGGGUUCGCGGUGAACCCAACUCCUGGGUUCAUCUCCGAACGAAAGAUGAGGGGAUUUUCGGUUUAGGGGGAAAGAAAAUGAGGAAGAAUAUGCCGCGUGUUUCUGCUUCUCUUCUUCUUCCCCCGACAAGCCCCCCCAAGCUGCCGAUAGUUCCCCUUGAGAAACUCGGCAAAAGCUUGAAAUAUCUCCUUUUUUCUUGUUCAACCACAAGAUUUGGGGCUUAGAAUUCUCUCUCUCAACCCAGAAAAAAAUCCCAGAUCUGCUCUAUUCUUCCCCUGUCCGCGAGCUGUUUCCAUUGGGUGCGAUUUCUGGGCUUUUUCGGUUGCCGUGAAUUCCUCCAUUUCUUUUCCCCGUCGGCUUCCUUCCCAGCCGGACCCGGUGCUGCUUGCCGGAAUUUUCUGGUUCUUAAGUGUUCUAUCACCCGAGCACUUGGCUUGAGUUCCCGGUAUUACAGAUUUGAGGUAAGUAAAUUAUGGUAAAACCCUUCGAUUUCAAAGCAUGUUUUAAAUUGUUUUUGAGAUGGUGGCAAGGUUUAAAUUGAUUUUAUCAGCAUCUGAGUGUGAUUAAACUGAAAUGAAAAUUGUGAUGAUUUUUAUGAAAAUUAUUAUUUUUUGGAAUUGAGCAGGAUUGGACUGAAAAUGAGAAUUUCAUUGUUUUUCUGGAAUUGAGCAUGCCCACAUGAAAUUGUCUUCAUUUGCAUUGAAUGGAGCAUGCCUAUUUAGAAUUGACUGAACUGCUUUGAUGAACUGAGAAUUUUUCUGUAAAUGCUGGCACAUGUCGACAUGUUUAUUGAUAUGACUGGUUCAUUCUGUAAUCCUGUCAAUGGGAUAAUACAUUGGUAAUUACUGACGCCUACCAGUGGGAGUUUGUUAAACACUGGUACCAUUACUGACGCCUGCCAGUGGGAGUUUGUUAAACAUUGGUACUUCUGUAACCCUGCCAAUGGGGUUAAACAUUGGUUAUUACUGAUGCUUGUCAAUGGGAGUUGUUAAACACUAGUACCACUACUGACGCCUGCCAGUGGAAGUUUGUUAAACACUGGCCAUGACUUAUAGAUGAGACUACUACUGAAUUUUCUUCUGCAUUAACGGUUUGUCAUUGAAUGCUUUGUUAUUGAACUGGAUUUGAUUCUGCAUUAACGAUUUAUCA
Messenger RNA from Rubroshorea leprosula, 1419 nucleotides. The record is from the annotation of a GenBank genome assembly. Lineage: Eukaryota; Viridiplantae; Streptophyta; Magnoliopsida; Malvales; Dipterocarpaceae.